AUUUGCCUCCUCCGGCCAGCAGAGGCAGACAAGCUGCACUUAUCUGUUUAUAAUCAGGCUGAAUAAGAAGCGGCUACUUGGCGUUCGUUAGCAACACACUAUCCGAGUAUAGGCGCUGCGGAGUGACUCUUCGCAGAUGUACGGGUUGUCGGUACAAUUCGUGUAGCUAAUACUUUUCGUUAAACGACAUAUACUGCUCAACAUCGGCUUCGUUGAUUCCAGCAUUCUAGCACAAAACGGACUAUCUUUCAGUCACUUCCUCGAACAUAAAAGGUUUUACGGUUAAGACCCGCCUCCGUAAACCUGAUUGGCUUUGGCACAUCUCGGGAAACCCUUUCUUGUUUGUGAUUGGACAGCUAACGACUUGUCUAUUGAAUGACGUAGCCACAAAGGUUAUGAUAUGUAACGAGGACAUACACGGUUCAGGAAUAUUUCCUGAUAGGAGACAAGUUAUGAAGGAUAUGAGGGCCUGAUCUGUAAUGAAACAUUUUGGGAUACUCCAUAUGGAUUCUUCAUGUUGAUCUUUGCUCUGCCCAAACUGAGUAGAGCAGUGGUGCGUGUGAGGAGAUUGGCGGCUCAUCUCAGCACAGCACCAAUGUCGACAAACCACCAGGGCUCCAGUCCGUCCUCUGCAUUCAACGGGGAUGCUCCCACUGCAGCCAUUCUCAUCAUUGGAGAUGAGAUACUCAAGGGUCACACAGUGGACACCAACAGUGCCUUUCUGACACGAGCACUAAGGAAGCUUGGAGUGUCUGUGCAGCGCAUAACAGUCAUACCAGAUAUACAGGAGGUCAUUGCCAAAGAGGUGGCUCUCCUUUCGUCUCAGUAUACACACCUCAUCACCUCGGGAGGCAUAGGCCCCACCCAUGAUGACGUCACCUUUGAGAGCAUCGCCAUGGCGUUCAAAGAGGAGUUAUAUCCCCACCCUGAGCUCAUCCAGCUGGUUAAAGAAUUCUUUGGGUUGGUAGACAAAAACAGUGCUGCCAUGAAGCUGGCCAUGGUGCCUCGCUCAGCCAAACUCAACUAUGGAACUGACCCUCAGACUGGACAACUGCUCCGCUACCCACUGGUCAGUGUGCAUAACGUGUAUAUCUUUCCUGGGAUCCCAUCUCUGAUGGAGAGGGCCUUCAAUGGGCUGGAGAACCUCUUUGCUGGUUCGGGGACCAUUUUUCACACUCGUGAGGUGUUUGUGGAUGCUGAUGAAGCAGAGAUUGCCCCUGUGCUGACCAAACUGCAGGCUGGUUGGGGUAAGAAGGUGGCUCUAGGCUCCUACCCUGACUGGCUGAGUAACUAUCACCGAGUCAGGCUGGUCCUGGACUCAGACGGCCAGGAAGAGGUGGACAAAGCCCGGGCAGAGCUGCUAGAUGAGCUGCCCAAGGGUAGCGUGGUGCCCUUAGUCACUGACCCAGUGUCCAUCGCCCCUGCUGAGGUGUACACACUGGCCAACAGCGGCACAUCGUUGGGCGAGAAAGUUCUGUCUGCUCUGAAAACGAUAGAGGCUGCACUGGAUCAGUAUUCAACAGAGGAAGUCUGCGUCGGCUUCAACGGGGGCAAAGACUGCACGGCACUGCUCCAUCUCUACUAUGCUGCACUGAAACGGCGGUAUCCAGAUGGUAAAGACAAGGUGAAAGCUCUCUAUAUCCGUAUCGUCUCUCCAUUCCCAGAAAUGGAAAGAUUCCUGCAGGACACAAUAAAAAGAUAUGACCUGGAUCUGUUCUCCGUGGAGGGCAGUAUUCGGCAGGCGCUGAGCGAGGUGCAGGAGAGGAGGCCGGAGCUGAGAGCCGUCCUGAUGGGGACCAGAAGGAGUGACCCCUACUCACACACGCUCACACCCAUGUGUCCCACAGACCCCGGCUGGCCAGACUACAUGAGAGUCAACGCGUUACUAGACUGGACAUAUCAUGACAUUUGGUCAUUCUUGAGGACGUUAUAUCUGCCCUACUGUAUUCUCUACGAUAAAGGAUACACUUCACUGGGCAGUAUGGACAACACCUGUCGAAACGCGGCCCUCCAGAUGGUGGAUGGGAGAGGGGUGACGCGGUACAAGCCAGCCUACCUCCUGGAGAAUGAAGAAGAGGAGCGGAACUCCCGGGCAUGAUGUAGUCUCACUUCUCACUGUGUCACCUGUUGCAGUCAGAUUUUCAGAUCUCAGAUCACCACUUGCACACAUGUAUAUGUUAAACAUAACCUGGACAUUUUUUUCUAGUCUUCCUGUGAAUAUUUGCAAAAGACUGAACAUGCCUGACUGCAGAACGAUAUUGGGAAGGAAGUCUGGUUGUGUGUGUGUAUGUUUGUUGGCUUGUGUAAACCUGUGAGUCUAAAGUAAUGGCUCUCUGUACUGUUGAAUAAAACAUCAAUCUGUGUCAUCUUU
Messenger RNA from Xiphias gladius (swordfish), 2371 nucleotides. RefSeq names its product flavin adenine dinucleotide synthetase 1 (gene flad1). Gene Ontology annotation, molecular function: FMN adenylyltransferase activity. Gene Ontology annotation, biological process: FAD biosynthetic process. Lineage: Eukaryota; Metazoa; Chordata; Actinopteri; Istiophoriformes; Xiphiidae. The transcript has 11 exons. The coding region runs from base 515 to 2098 and encodes 527 amino acids. The record is from RefSeq and is a predicted model, not a curated record.